AGUACGCAUGUGAUCUUCAGCGAAGUAGGCGGAAAGGCAAUGGCGAAGAAAAGUUAUGACUACCUUUUCAAAUUGCUCCUUAUAGGAGACUCAGGCGUUGGGAAGACGUGCAUUUUAUUUCGUUUCUCUGACGAUGCAUUUAACACGACGUUUAUCUCGACGAUAGGUAUUGAUUUUAAGAUAAAGACCAUUGAGCUUCAAGGAAAGAAGAUCAAGUUGCAGAUAUGGGAUACAGCUGGCCAGGAGCGUUUCCACACAAUUACUACAUCAUAUUACAGAGGAGCAAUGGGCAUUAUGUUGGUCUAUGAUAUCACUCAGGAGAAAACGUUUGAUAACAUCUCCAAGUGGCUGAGGAAUAUUGAAGAGCAUGCAAAUGAAGAUGUUGAAAAGAUGAUCCUUGGUAACAAGUGUGAUAUGGACGAUAGAAGAGUCGUUACCAAAGAACGUGGAGAACAGAUUGCCAGAGAACAUGGUAUUCGCUUCUUGGAAACAAGUGCCAAAACCAAUGUCAACAUAGAACAGGCAUUCUUCAACCUAGCAGAGGAUAUUCUAAAGAAACAAUUGACCAAAGACAACGAGGAAACUUCCCAAAACAUCCAUGUUAACAAUACACAAGAGAAAAAGUCUGGCUGCUGUUAAAGAGAGUGUUAACAGCAGUUAUAUUUUUGUUAAACAAUUCACUUAAAAUGUACAGUUAAUUCUUAUGGGGAACAGUCAGUCCCUGGAACAGAAGUGUAUGUAGUUUCCAUGUGUGACAUUAAUGGAGAGGAUGGACUUCCCACUUUCCUCACACAGAAAGUUUUAAUUGGUGAUGUAGUGUUUUGCAAUCCUCUUGAUGAUAUUGGCAAAGAGAUUGAUCCAUGGGCUACCUAUGAGAAGUUGAGUAAUCUGUGUGUUUAGGGUGGGAAGAAAAGCAGUGGUAACCUUACCUUAAGUUCCAAUAGAUCAAUUCUCUCUAGAGAUUGUCAUACAUUCCUUUUAAUGAGAAUUGGAUGUAAGAGGUACAUUUGGUCAAUAUUCAAGUGGCAUAAUUUGUGGUGCUUCUCCAUUUGUUGCAAAAUAAGUCUUGGAAAUCAAAAUCAAAACUUUAGUUUCUCAGGAUAUUUGAAUGAGAUUGUAGCCAUAAAUAUUAUAAUUCAUGUAAAACAUUUUUUUAUAAAGUGAAGUGAUUUGGUCUGAA
Molecule: messenger RNA, 1180 nt
Organism: Pocillopora verrucosa
Lineage: Eukaryota; Metazoa; Cnidaria; Anthozoa; Scleractinia; Pocilloporidae
Product: ras-related protein Rab-10-like
Molecular function (GO): GTPase activity; GTP binding
Source: RefSeq, a predicted model, not a curated record